AUGGGGAAUUCAACUAGUAGCACCGUGGACGACCUGCAGGCCGUUGAACUGCAUCUGUGGUAUAAGAAGUUCAUGACUGAGUGUCCAUCUGGUCAGCUCACGUUGCAUGAGUUCAAACAAUUCUUCGGGCUCAGAGGACUAGAUUCAGAGGCCAAUGCCUACAUCGAGCAGAUGUUCCGCACAUUUGACAUGAACAAGGACGGUUAUAUAGACUUCAUAGAGUAUGUGGCUGCUCUCAGUCUUGUAAUGAGAGGCAAGAUGGAGCACAAACUGCGCUGGUAUUUCAGACUUUAUGAUGUUGAUGGCAACGGCUGCAUUGACCGACACGAGCUCCUGAAUAUCAUAAAGGCCAUCCGUGCCAUCAAUGGAAGUGAAUCACAUGAAUCAAGUGCUGAGGAGUUUACAAACCGAGUGUUUGAUAGGAUCGACAUCAAUGGAGAUGGGGAGCUGUCACUGGAGGAGUUUGUGGCAGGGGCACGUACUGAUGAAGAAUUCAUGGAGGUGAUGAUGAAGAGUUUGGACCUUUCGCACAUUGUGGCCAUGAUCCAUAACCGGAGACACAGCGUCUAAGAGACUGUCCACAUUCAUAUAUGCCACUUACGGUUCUCCCUUAGAGUCUCGAUCACAAAACAAGAGCAACACACAACAGUCUAAUUCUAAAAGCACUUUACAGCACAAUCACUUCAGACAGACACUUGAGCUAAAGAGGCCAAGACAUGAAAUUGGUGUGGGACAUCCCACAUCUAAUAAACUGACUGUUUCCCAAAAACAGCCUUCUUGCUAAGGCUUCAUUGGAAAAUAAUCAGUAUUGAUUUGGACGUUUUAUAGAUUAGACAUUUAUAGUUUUAUUAGUUACUUUAUUAUUAACAAUAAAUAUGUAAAAAAAAAAAAAAAAUUAUAAAUUAUUAAUCAUUUAUAAAUAUUUGACUAAUGAGUGAAAAAAAAACCCCAUUAAAACAAACAGCAAUAUUGGAAAAAUUUAUUGCAAAUUAAAAUAACCGUUUUCUUUUGAAUGCAUUUUAAAAUUUAAAUUAUGUCAAAUGUAACUUAGCAAUGUCAAAGAUGAAUUUUCAUCAGCUCUAAUUAUAUUAUCAAUGUUGAAAACAUUCAUAAAAUGUUGUUACUAUAUAUUUUUGUGGAAACUGCUUUAUAUUUUGAGAAUGUACAAAGAUUAUUAGAAUUAUACAUUUUUUGUAACCAUUUAAAAGUUAAACUGUCACUUAGGAUAUGAGUCAUUGCUCAAUCCAAAAAAAAAAACCUUUUGAACAACAGUGUUUGUCCACUUUUAUAAGUUUUAUUUUAUUUUAUUUUUUUAUUAAUGUUCAAGGGAAGGUAUUUUUGGUACUGUAAAUGGUCACCUUUUUUUAAAUAAUAUAUAUUUUCAUCUCUUUUUUUAACAUAAUUUUAAAUGAUUCUCCUGAUUUACUCUCAGUUAAUAAAAGGUUUAUAUUAAAAAUUCAAUUUAAAUCCUUUCAAGAAUACACAAGUUAAAACAGUUUUCGAUUAAUUAUUCCACUGCACGUCAAACUCAUCAGUUCAGGAAUGUUUACUUCUUUAUAGAUAUGUGAAUACUUCAUUUAAUAUUUUUCCAUAUUAUAGUCUGUUCAGUGUUUAAAAAUAAAAAAGUGGCUUGUUCUGCAUUCGCAUAGACCUAUUAUGAGGGUGCCUUCUGUUGUAGGACUACAGGACCUACUUUAAGCUUGUUAAUGAACUGCUUGUGCUUCCAUUUGGAAAUUAAAAACCUAAUAAAUGACACUGGUGUAAGUUCAAGCAUGUAUUAAUUAAAUGCCAACACCAAAAUGACCCUUUGCCCUUGUGUCUCAAGCCUCCUCCUCCUAUUAAAACUACAUCACAGUGUGUGAGAAAGCA
Molecule: messenger RNA, 1869 nt
Organism: Carassius auratus (goldfish)
Lineage: Eukaryota; Metazoa; Chordata; Actinopteri; Cypriniformes; Cyprinidae
Gene: guca1aa
Product: guanylate cyclase activator 1Aa
Exons: 4
Coding region: 1-570 (189 amino acids)
Molecular function (GO): calcium ion binding
Source: RefSeq, a predicted model, not a curated record